UCAACAUAUAUAUAUGAAACACCGUCGAUCUAGCACCAAUCUCCUGCAAGUAAACCAGCUUGAGCGGCAGACUAAAAGACGAGUUGCCACGGUGUUAGUGAUGACGAUUGUUGACCUGACAACGGCUGUGUUCCUGAUUGUUGUAGGAAUAACACUAGUUCAGGGAGAAUCAUCAGUACCUGAACGUGGUCCAUUUAACCCUCAAAACACCCACAAUGCCCAACCAAAGACUUUUAGGCCGCCAGUUCCUAACUUGGAUUGCUCUGUCUAUAAACCCGGGACUCAUUGGCAUUUUAUAAAACCUCACACAGGAAGAUGUUGUAUGCAGGUUUUUCGUUAUCAAUGGAACGUUUCGGAUGUGUGGCACGAAUGGGGGACAGGAUCAGUUGGUGGAGUGUCCGAAAGACUCCUUCAAUUGGAAUAGUCCUUACUUAUCGGGGAGGUUCCAAUUCCCAGACGAAGCAAUGGAUCUGUGUGGAGAUAACGGAUCUGUAGACGGGUUUGCUUCCCCAAAUAUCGCAUGGGACUACGAGAACUUCACGAGACCAGAAGGCAGAUCCGCGAUCCUGAAAGGGACUGUGUAUUCUCCCUCAGACCUGAAUGUGGCCUUUUUAUUCAAGAAUGACGACAGUUUUCCCCUUAGGAAAAUGAAGUGCAGGUUUCUCGCAAGCGACGACAUCUGGCUUGUUGAAUGGAAAUUAGAAAACCUGACGUUAGAAAAUGGCGGCUUUUACUCAAUUCUAGCUGUCAACAAACAAACCAGUGCCUGGAGCAGGAAAACUCGUUUAACGGUCCUGCCCAUUGAAUUAACUACUCAACAAACUGGUGAGUCGUCGACGAAAACAGCAACUGAGUCCCAAAACACAACUCGCAGCUUACAAUCUCCAACACCGGUUUCAACGUCUCGGAAUUCAACCGAAAAGCCAGGCGGUGUUGAAGACGGUUACAUGUACUACACACUGAUUCUGAUUCCUGUUUUAAUUGUCGUUGUCCUAAGCAUGAAGGGUUAUUAUUACAACUUGGAACGGGGCAAUAAUGAAGAGGAGCGUGAAAACGAUGAGAAGAGCGACGUAGAAGAUGAAUUGAUUAAUUCGCCAGAGGAAGGACAGGAAGAUUUGUUACAGACGACAGUUUAAAUGCAGCAUGUCAGGUUACCGUUGGGGUACAAGUCGAGAAGAGAGCAGUUUAACUUGGUCUCCAGCUUAACCUGUCUGUUGUGUCUUGCAUGAUUGGUGACUGAUAUGUUAACAGCAUGACUGGUGCAACACGAACUACAACACCUAUUCGUUUCUCCGUCAGAGCGCCUGAUUUUGCUUAUUUUGUUUUAAUCUUUUUUGCAUUCUUGGUAAUUUUUUCUGUGUUUGCUUUCUCAACAUUUUACCAUACUGUCUCUUUUUAUAAACUUUGUAGUAUAUUGAGUUCCUUCAGUAAUUCCCGAGAAAUAGAAGAUAACAAAUAUUUACUGUCAAAAUCGAAGAUGGCUGCCUUUCGGCCAUUUUGUUUAUCUGAUCACUUUUAAAUUUAAACAUGCACAACAAAUGACCAAGGGAAAUCUUCAUAUGAAAGAUCCCUCUAUUCUUUUUAGAGAAAAACCGAUAAAAAGAAUUGUUUAAGGACGGACCACGGACCAUGGCCAAGUAGCCCAGACAUUUUGUGUGAUUUUUCCAUUUCUGCCCAGGUUCUUGUUCCUUAAGAAAUUUCAUUUGAACAGCAUUAAUGAAUUACCAUACUGGGGUCUUUCUCAAAUUUCAAAUGUAGGUUUCCCUUGGUCUUUUGUAAUGCAUGCUUAAUUUUGGGACUGAUCAGAUUAACAAUAUGGCCGCCUUUCUGCUAUCUUGGAUUUUGACAGUUAAUGAUUGUUUUUAUAUCCAUUUCUCAGGAAGUACGAGGAGAACUUUUUCAAAUUUUAUAUGUAGGUUCUCUUUGGUCCUUUAUUGUGCAUGUUUACUUUUGAUACCGAUUAGAUUGACAAAAUUGCCGACAAGAGACCAUCUUUGAUUUUGACAAUGAUAGUUUAUCUCGAUUCCGCGGAAGGUACUGGACAGAUUUGUUCUUAAAUAUUAUAUAUGGGUUCCCCUUGGUCCUUUAUUGUGCAUGUUCCCUUUGAAAGUGAUCAGAUAAAGAAAAUGGUCGACAAGUGGCCAUCUUAGAUUUGGACAGUAAAUGUUUGUUUUCACUAUUUUUCCGAAAGUACUGGAGGGAUCUUUUCUCAAAUUUGAUAUGAAGGUUCCUCUUGGUCUUUUCUUAUGCAUGUUGACUUUUAAAUUGGCCCCCGUCUCUAGAAUAUUGAAUUAUUUAGAAAAAAAUAACACUAAUAAUUUUGGUCACUUGGAUGACUGAUUCCUAAGUUAUAAACUAGGGGGAGAUAAGCAAGUAGUAAAAUGCAAUUGAGAAAUUCUUCAUGGUAGCCAGUCUAGUUGACUUUCGAAACUAAUCGGAUCGACAAAAUGGCUGACUAGCUUGGAUUUUGACAUUCAAGUUUUGAUUUUACUACAUGUAUACUACUUUGUUAUGUAAGUUCCCAUCGGUUCUUAAAUAUGCAUGCAGUCGGUCAUCUUUGAUUUUGACAUUUCAAGAAUAUUAUCAUUUUGUCCAAGGAAAUACUAAUCAGAUCUUUCUCAUAUUGCAAUGAUUUGUUCUAUUUGUUCUAAGUACUGUACUAGUAAAUAUGUGAAAUGACAAA
Mizuhopecten yessoensis (Yesso scallop) is the source of this 2683-nucleotide messenger RNA. RefSeq lists its product as uncharacterized. The transcript has 13 exons. The record is from RefSeq and is a predicted model, not a curated record. Lineage: Eukaryota; Metazoa; Mollusca; Bivalvia; Pectinida; Pectinidae. The coding region runs from base 357 to 1136 and encodes 259 amino acids.